Linum trigynum is the source of this 3715-nucleotide messenger RNA. The record is from the annotation of a GenBank genome assembly. NCBI's taxonomy places the organism in Eukaryota, Viridiplantae, Streptophyta, Magnoliopsida, Malpighiales, Linaceae.
AAUCCAUUCAUUACACCCUCGUCACUUUAAACCCAACACGUGGUAGCCAACAUCUAGUCGUAGCUGAUUAACUAAGAGAACUUGGUGCAGAAGCAAUGGUGGGGGUGGGAGAAAGGUUUGGUGCAACGGUCGCCGAAGAACCCCUCAUCACGACACACCAUAGUAGAGUUGUGGUCUUUGCGGCAACCUCCUUUGAAAUAAGGCAUCUACAUCAAACUCUGGCAGAGCUUUGACUCUCUUAUGGGUACUAACAGAUCGAACUACGGAAAACCAUCAUUCCUUCGAAAGAAAAGCCAUAACUCCAAUGAAUAUCAUCUUCUACAUGGUAAUGGAUCACACCUCUCUCUCUCUCUCUCUCUCUCUCUCUCUCUCAAUACACUCUCCAUGGUUCUCAGUACAGGUAUAUAUGAAGGAAGAAACAAACAAAAUUUAUUUCCUUAUUUUUCUUUAAAUUUUUUAUAUUUACCAUAUAACACCUAUCAAUUUUUAACAAAUCAAUGAGCACCCACAGAGUGAAUGAAUCAAAACAUGGUUUGUUUGAAUUUGUUCUCCCAUGUGAAGAAUAAAAAAUCUGGAUCUUAAAGAGGACACCGUGGGUGCUCAAAGACAAGAUUCUUCAUCCAACAACCUGGUCACAACACGUCCCUAGGCGGACUUUUGACAUCUGGCUAUUGCCCCUUGCAGGGUGCAACUUUGGGAUAUUAGAGAAGACUGUUUUACUCAUUAAUUCAGGCGAAAAGUGGUGAAUGCUACGAUCGGUCAAGUCCUGGAAGAUGGGGUCUUUACAUGUCUUGAGAUGAGACGAAUCGAUGUUUCGUCAAGGUUAAGGUGCUAAUUGACUUCACCAAGCCACUAAGAUCGCAACUGAUGGCGGUUAGUGAUGAUACAGGCUGUUUUGGGUCAAUAUGAAGUAUGAGCAUCUCCCAAGCUUUUGCUUUAACUAUGGAAGAGUGGGACACUCGCUUCGGGCUUGUACCUACGAUCCUCCAGCCCGGAAAGAGAAAUAUAGCCCGCGAAUGUGUACAAAAAAAUUGGGGAUAAAGUUAUAUGAUGAAACUGCAGACAUGCCCUCGUUCUGUGGCCCUCCUCGCUUAGUUUGGGUUAAAACUUAUCCUGGGUCUCAAAGAAGCAUUGUGGACAAGGCAGCUCACCGCUCGGAUCAAAGGGAAGAGUGGACCGGCCAACCGAGGAAGCGGGACCUACGGGUCCCCCUUGGAUAGUCUCCCAUCCACUCGCCAGCAAGGAUGAUUAGCAAUCGGCGGGAAAGGGGCCCUCGAGGAUUCCUAGUCUCCCGUGCACCGAAAUUUUGCUAUCUUCCAGGCCAUAAGAAGUCGGGAGUGAAAACUGAGACUGGCUUUUCUGUGAUGCAUGCUCAAUCGGAGAUAUCACGAGUGGAAACAGCAACGACAAACAAGAGAAGGGCUUUCCCUGAACCCGACGAAGCGCUUCGCGCUAACUACAACCCUCGGAGCUCCAGGAAGUUGUUAAAAAAAGAUGUUAUUACCAUGCACAAAACCAAGGAUCUCUAUGUGUCGGAACCGAAUGGGGUUGAAAGGCAGCGGCGCAAUCUAGUGAUUGAUGAUGAGGACGAGGAUGUGCACUGCCCGUUCCGCGUCCCCAUGCAGGCCAUGCCGAAAUUUGUUAGCAAACAGAAUCUCCUUCAAAGAUCCUCUAUAGAGAAGGGUAAGGGCAAAUUUGUGGCUCUGAACCCAACACAGAACAAUUGGCAGGGACAGGCUCGGACUCCUGCACCGAAGGCCAAACCAUCUGCUCGCAAGCCGCGAAAAAAGUCGGGUAUCCUCUGCCUCCGUUAGCUUCGACCCUUAGGCCCCACCCCAGCAGGCCAUAUAAAUAAGGUCGAGGCAGAUGCAACUGUUGGCAGAGAAAUCUGAGGAGGAAUGGGAGCCAAUGUUCAAAGAGGUCUUUGAUCUUCUAGUUUCCCAUCCUCCUCAGAUCCAUCCGCCUCUCGAACAAGCUGUUGAAGGUAUUAUGCUCUAAGACCAAGGGAAAGCGAAUCCUAAAUCUCCAUCAUCAGAAUGGUGAAGCCAGUCCGAUCUCCAGGCAGAAGGAGAACCAGUAUGAACUUCAUAGUCGCACCCCCGCUAAAGUCCCAUAGGCGUCUCGCCCUUUGUCGAAAGACUGGGUCCGGCAUAUGGUGGAAGAUUUUGAAGCUGGCAAGGUGGAGCAAGGUGCUGCAAGGAGUGAGGGGAGGAAUCAGCAAGAUGGCGAUUCUUUGCGUCCUGACUCGCUAAGGGGAGUUGAGGAAGUUUUGUUCGUUCAACUAAACGAAUAUGGCACUAAUCUGACUGGAAUAGGGGUGCAAGGAAGGAAAUGAAAAAUCUAAGAAAUCGAAGGUGAUAUCCUGGAGAACCCUUCUCCUAAGAAACAAUUUGUUGAAGAAUCAGCUAAAAAUGAUGGAACGGUGGAGGAAGCCAGCCUCAAAUAAUCUUAAUUGAAUAAAUGAGGCUUCUAACAUGGAAUGUGAGAGGAAUUGGACCAUCACUCACAUUCUAAACUGUUGUAGGGUUAGUUCAUUCGAAUAAACCAGAGCUUGUAUUCCUUUCAGAAACAAGAUCGAACCGAAGAGUAGUCUCACGUCGUAUGCGGGGUUUGGGUUUUGAUAUUUCUCUUUUUUUUUUUUUGUAGAUGCAAUUAAUGCAUCGGGUGGGUUAGUUGUAGCUUGGUCCCCCAUAGUUGAUGCUUUGCGGUUUUUUCAUUCCAAUUUCGCCAUUUGUGUUCGCAUUAAUGAAGGUGAUUUUUCUUAUGUGGUGGCUUGUGUUUAUAUUAGUUGUUCUAAUUCAAUAAGAGCCACCUAGUUGGCUCAUCUUCGUAACAUUUGUGAAAAAAUCCAGUUACCCCAUGUGGUAAUCGGUGAUUACAAUGUAACGUUGCAUGCUCAUGAAAAGGAUGGAGGUAAUCCGUGGAAUGUGGCCCAAUCAAUUGACCUUCGAAAUUUUAUUCAUGACCUGGGUCUCCAAGACCUGGGUAUCAAGGUGCUUCUUUUACGUGAAAAAAUAAACGUAUGGGAGUUGCUUGCAUCCGCGAAAGGCUAGACAGGGCUCUCUAUUCCCAAGGUUGAAUUGACUGACUUCUAGACACUCUGGUCAAACACUUCACUACCUAGGGAUCAGACCAUAGAGCCUUGCUCCUUUCGGAUAAACCUUAUCUAACGAAUAGCCGGCCCAUGUUCAGAUUUGAUUAUCGAUGGGCUGAUAAUCCCGAAGUCAAAGCUAUGGUGAGGUACGUUUGGCAAAUGGAAAUCCAGGGAACACCAAUGUUCUAACUUUGGGAGAAGCAUAAACAACUUCGCCAUCUACUAUAUGAUUGGAGUAGGGUGGGUACAACAAAUUCUCUAUGGAAUAUCAACACCCUCCAGGCAGAAAUUGAUCGCAUUAAGGAAAUUCAUCCUAUUGACUGGGAUGAGCUACGGACUUUGGAAAUGGAGCUGAGUAGGCAGUGGGAGGUCAAGGAAAUCUAUUGGCAACAAAAGUCAAGGGUCCAUUGGCUUAAGAAGGGUGACAAAAAUACCUUGUAUAUCCUUACAACUACAAAUAUGCCCGGCUUUCGGAAUAAUACUAGAGAAUGGGUCUCUGAAGAGAAAGGUAAAUCAGACAUUGCCAUUGAUUUUUACCAAAAUCUCUUUACCUCGGAAAACCGGGUGAUGAACAUUGAUGAACGGGUGGCUACUCUGCCGAAAUGAAUGCUAGCCUCAGGA